AACCGAAGAAUGCUUACUAUUGACGCAUGGGGUAACCGGCAUUAUUUUGUGUUCCUGUGUUUUUGUGUAUUUUAAAUCGAUUAAGUGCCGUAGAAGGCUUAAGUUUUCAUCGAGACUGAGCAUCGAUAAGUGUGAAUUGAAAUGUGUAACUAACACAAAAUAUUAUUGUGUUGGUGUAAACAACUUUUGCAUUUAGUAAGCUGAAAAGUGCAUUUAUUCCAUUAAUAAUGAAUCACCCUAUGGAACUUGAUGUGUGGGCAGGCGAUUGGGGGCUAGCUUCAGUUGAUUUACAUUGUCUAGAAGUAAUGGCGUAUGCAACAUUUUGCGGGGUACCUCUGCAGUAUAAUGCAACAAAUAAUCCGUUUCGGACGCCAAAAGGAAAACUGCCUGUAUUCAGGCAUGGAAGUCAUGUUAUAUGUGGUUUCGACGAAAUAUGUAGUUAUCUAAGGAAGAAGAAUUUCAUUGCUGAUUAUCUGCUGAUUCCAAAGCAACAAGCAGAAAUUGUAGCGUUUUCGGAACUGCUUAAACAAAAGUUAUAUCCAAGUUUGCAGUUUGCUUGGUGGGUAGAUGAAAAAAAUUACAUAGAAUUAACAAGACCAUGGUAUUCAAAGGCACUUCCAUUUCCUUACAACUAUUACUACCCAGGAAAGUAUGAGAAAGAGGCAAAAAACAUGAUGUCAGCUUUAUUUGGAGAGGAUGAAGAAUUCUCUGCUCUGGAAGCAAAUGUCUAUAGUGAAGGAGAAAAGUGUUUGAAUGACCUAUCUACACGACUUGGUGAAAAUGAUUUUUUCUUUGGGUCUCAUCCAACAUCAUUAGAUGCAAAAGUGUAUGCAUAUUUAGCACCUCUCUUAAAAGCACCAUUUCCUAAUGCUGCUCUUCAGAAUCAUUUGAAAGCAUGUGACAAUUUGCUCAAAUUUGUUGUCAGAGUGUCACAUAGGUAUUUCCCUAAAGCAGUACAAGAUUAUGAAAUGAAGAAGCUUUCUGAGAAUAAUGAGAGAGCCGCCAGUAAGGAAAGUGACUUUCCUAAUAAAAGGAGGAAUCAGAUACUAGCUGGACUCUUUGCAACUGUGGCAAUGACUGGCUAUGCACUGUCUACAGGGUUAGUUGGGGUGAAGUUGAAAGAUGACGACGAUGAUGACUCAGAAGAACUUGCAGAGUAUCAAGACUUAUUUGAGAAUUCUGAAAAUACUGACAGUUAGUAAUGCAAAGGAAUUUUUGUGGACAUAUUGUGGUGCUGUUAAACAAGCCUUAUACAAUGUUUGUAUGGCAAAUGUUAUUUAUUUUAGUAUAUAAUAUACUUGUACCUCAGCAGCA
Molecule: messenger RNA, 1314 nt
Organism: Schistocerca piceifrons (Central American locust)
Lineage: Eukaryota; Metazoa; Arthropoda; Insecta; Orthoptera; Acrididae
Product: metaxin-1
Exons: 7
Coding region: 228-1199 (323 amino acids)
Biological process (GO): mitochondrion organization
Cellular component (GO): SAM complex
Source: RefSeq, a predicted model, not a curated record